This is a messenger RNA of Cladocopium goreaui, 2133 nucleotides long. NCBI's taxonomy places the organism in Eukaryota, Dinophyceae, Suessiales, Symbiodiniaceae. The record is from the annotation of a GenBank genome assembly.
AUGAAAAUACUUAUUGAUUGGAUCAGGAAUUCCCAUUCCCUAGGUUUCGCACCAGUAAGUGAUUUUUCCCCGCAAGAAUUGGGUCCAUUUUUGCGAUUCAACGAAGACAUCGUUGGACAUUUCCCGAAUGCUCCAGGAAUCCCUCGAAGCACCGCGGUGUACUUAGCCGCCAUUCGAUCCUGCGGGAGAAGUGCCUGGAGACGAGCCAUUGCUUUAUUAGAUGACAUCCACGGUGAGCGGAUGGAACAGGGGAUGAUCUCUCACAAGGCCGUUUUGAAAGUUCUGGAACAUGCUGAACGGUGGCAGGAGGUUCUUGCUUUGCUGAGAUCAAUGCAGACGAGGGGUCCUACGCCGGGGUUGGAAGAAUACUCCCUUGCCCUCCGUGUGUGCGGCAAUAAGAGCAGGAAUUCGAAGAUCACGGAAGCAUUGCGUGCCAAUUUGGAUGCAUUCAUCUAUCAAGACCAACUGGAAUCGUGCAGACAGGACGAGUGGCAGCUGGUUCUAAGGCUGAUUGAAGGCAUGGCCCAGCGAGAUCUUUUUCCAGACAAAGUGGCGUGCAGCUCUGCCAUCCACAUCUUAGAGCGGAGUUUCCGCUGGGUUGAAGCCCUUCAACUUGUGGCCAAGUCGCAGAGAAGAGGGCAUUCCCCGGAUGGAGCGCUUUAUGGUGCGAUCAUCAGGUGUUGCUUGCGCAAUGACGGCUUAGAAGAGGCCAUCACCCUCAUGGAGGAGGCGAUUGAAACUGACUUACGACCAGACAUGGAGACCUACGAGGCACUGGUCUUGGCUUGCAGUUCAACCGGUGGCUGGCAAUGGGCCUUGUUCUUCUGGAGAGAUAUGCUCCGCACACAGGAGGGUCAGCAGACUGCUUUUGUUGUGCACGAGUCCCUGCUGGAGGCUUGCAAGGCAGCUGGAGAGUGGAAGUGGGUGUUGGCGCUCUUGAGCGACAUGGAGAAGGUAUCACUGCAGCCCAGUGUGAAGGGCUACCAAGUGGCACUUUUAGCUUGUCAGCAGGCGAAACAGUGGGACUGGGUUGACCAGUUGGAGCAGAAGUUGGUUUCCUUGGAGAAGGCGACAUCCAAGAUGUUCGCCAAUCGGCAGUCGACCUCUGUGGCAGAUGGAGAACCACCGGAUCUCCUUGGUUCGCUUCAAGGGUGUGCGGACGGCUCGUGGGAAGCCGCUUUGCAACUCCUCCGCACACUGCAAGGUCGCAAGAGCCAACCGGAUGGGAUCGCCUUCAAUUCUGUGAUUGAUGCCUGUAGAAGAGGUGGUGAAAUCGACAAGGCCAUUGUUCUGAUGGAGGAAAUGCAGGAGGCAAAGUUUGAUCCCGACUCCAAGAUCUACAAUGAAGUGGUGAACGCCUUGCAACCGGGCCAGGCCAAAGAGACUCCGGCGGCGAUCCGGCAAAGCUGGUCAAUGACUCCGGGCAGCUUCAAGAUCAUCAGGACACCUAAACCAAAGCGUUCCGCCUUGAAGUGGCGGGGAGAGGCUGGACGUGGUUCUGGCAGAUCGCCCAAGAAAUGAGGGAGACGAACAAUGACCGCCACAGGCAAAGGAAUGCCUUGCUAUCUACUGGUCCCUCACCAUCUGAAACAGAAGCAACAACUGGUGACAGGCAGUUGAUCGUGGUUACGCAUUGGCUGAAGAGCUUGAUCCAUUCAUCAAAUCAUCGGUGGCUGCAGACCGCUGACCAUCAAACCAAACCAGGAAGGCUGGGCUUUGCCGCAGCACCAUGAAGCGUGACGUGACUGAGCCUGCGCUGAUCCAUUGAUGUCGUUGCCACUUGAAGUGCUGAGAAGGACAUGUCGACCAGGCCGCAGCUGGCUUUGGUGACAUAACAGCUGCAGACAUUUGCUUCAGCUCACCACAUUCGGACAUGGAUUUUUUUCUGCUACUGCAGAACUCAGAGGAUGAAACACCACAAAUCUAUCCCAUCGACAUGCGGAUUUGCGCCAGCAUACAGCCCCUCGGAGUCCGAUCGUGCUGAUUUGAUUUGACUUUCAGCACAUCUGACUCCGGCAGGUUUUAGGUGCUUCAACAAUUCCCAGUGGGAAGUGCUUGUCACUAUUCGACUUCUUAGCACUGUUUCCCAGAGACAGCACAAGUUGGCAUGCUUUGAAAGAACGUUGAGCGGAG